Molecule: messenger RNA, 4621 nt
Organism: Lagopus leucura (white-tailed ptarmigan)
Lineage: Eukaryota; Metazoa; Chordata; Aves; Galliformes; Phasianidae
Gene: MTHFR
Product: methylenetetrahydrofolate reductase
Exons: 12
Coding region: 1726-3936 (736 amino acids)
Biological process (GO): tetrahydrofolate interconversion
Cellular component (GO): cytosol
Molecular function (GO): FAD binding; methylenetetrahydrofolate reductase [NAD(P)H] activity
Source: RefSeq, a predicted model, not a curated record
GUGACAGCACACGGUCGUCUGCAGCCAGGCGUCCCCGCGGGGAGCCAGGUUCCUUAUAGGGCGGAUCCUUAUAGGGUCGAUUCCUAUAGGGCCUUCUGUGCAGGUGCUCCGUGCCGUUUGUAGCCCUGGGGGCUGCGGGUCCGGCCCCAAAGCACUCGGGUGAGCCGUGUGAUGAUUGCUGCGGGAGGAGCUGCGCUCCUUGCCAGCUGAUGGGAACGCUGAGCGCUUCUAUUGAUGCACUGCACGAGGCCUUCCUACCGCCUCUGUGCUUUGAGACGACCGGCAAUAAACCGAGGCGAGAAAACCUCGCCCUAUAGAGACACCGAAAGGCCAACCUGCCUGCUAGCUGCUCGAGCCGAAGGGGAAAAGAAAUCCUGAGGUUUAUUGUUCGUCGGCAACGAGCUGAUGGGAGGCUGCCCCUAUAGCUGCACUGCUUUGGGAUAACCCCCAUCCUGCCUGCUGUUGUGUCUGUGGGGAGGGCUGUUGGUACGCUGAAGGUUUGAGGCUGGCAGCAGCAGCAGGCGUUGUGCUCCUUUCUCUUAUCUCCUGCCAGCUGGAGUGGUCCCCAGGUGGUAAAAGCAGACUUUCUCCCAAAGGGUUUGGCUUGAUGGCCAACUGAGUGUAAACAGGAGAAGAGUUCAAAGUCUGGAUGACCGGAGCUCGGAGUUUCUGAUGAGGACAACGAGUGUGCCGGCUUGUGCAACAGCUUCCUCCAGAAUAGACUCCUUGUUAUGUAAUGACAAGGUGCUGCUCUCAGUGUCAGCGUUAAGCUUUGACAAAGCAAAUAACCCAAAUCCCAUUUUUUACAGCAGCUUUUCUCUAGCUGUCUGUAACUGCUCCCUAACUUCUGUGGUGUUGGAGAUAAAGCAUCGAGCAGUUGUGGUCCAGGGAGCUCAGCAGAGCUGGGCAUCCUAUACCCAACCUGCAGAGCUGCUUGAUGUUCUGGAAAGCCAACAAGCAUAUCUGAGCAUUCUGCAAGGCAGGGAAAGAUGGGAUGGUCUCUAACCUCAGUUCCAAGCAGCCACGGUGAGAAAAUGAACGUAACACCCUAACUGGUGAAGGAAAUAGCUGAAUGUGUGCAGUGCAAAUGUCUACAGAGGUGGUGUGUCUUGCAGAGAGAGAAAUGCCACAGGGUGAUGUCCGUAAGGACAAAAGAAAGGAUGGCAUGCAGGGGGCCCUGUUUCAGAAAGGGUUCUUCAAUUUUUUUUCCUGUUUACCUUCCCUAUUAGCAGUUGUCCUUAUCUCUGUGUUGUAAAGAAAUGCUGCCUUUUGGGAAUAAACAGAUGGGAAUUCAUGAAGUUGGAUGCAGUCCAAGGGGCAGCUGCUGUAGAGGAAAAUCUGCUGGUGUGUGUAGCCUGAGACUGCAGGAUCAAAAAGGUCUUCAGCUGGUGCAUGGGGGCAUCACAGCCUGCUAAACUGCAGACAGAGCAAAAGUCAUGUUAACCUGACUGUCAUGAGAGCCAAGUUUGAUCCUGCAGUCACAGAAGAGUUGCAUCGAGGUGGCGUGAAGCCAGCUGCUGUGUUAUUUUCACUGUGUAAAUGCACUUGUUUUACUGUGUUUUCACAAGAUUGUCUGCCAUAGCUUACAGUGAGGGCUGGUCAGAGGGACCUCUUGGUGAUGAUUGAUGGUGGUUGUAGCACAGGACCCCUUUUCCUUUUACUUGCCAUCAGAUGCAUGUCCUGUACCCACUGUGCCACUUCUGAGGAGCCUCAGUAAGUUUGCAGAUGACACCAAGUUGGGGAGGGUGUGUUGAUCUUCCUGAGGGGAGAAAAGCACUGCAGAGGGACCUGGAUGGACUGGAUCUAUGGGCCAAGGUUAGCUGUAUGAGUUUCAAUAGGGCCAAGUGUCGGGUCCUGCAUUUUGGUCACAACAACCCCAGGAAACCCUACAGGCUUGGAGAAGAGUGGCUGGAAAGCUGUCUGACGGAAAAGGACCUUGAUGUGCUGAUAUUCAGUCGGCUGAAUAUGAGCCAGCAGUGUGCCCUGGUGGCCAAGAAGGCCAAUGGCAUCCUGGCUUGGAUCAGCAAUGAGCGCUCACCAUGGUCAAUGAGAACCAGCAUACCUGCAGUGCCAGCUCCAGCUCCAAGUCCGAUGGCGGCAGCAGCAGUGGGAGUGAGAGCUCCAAGGACAGCUCACGCUGCUCCACUCCUGUCCUCGAUGCCGAGCGUCACGAGCGACUGCGGGAGAAGAUGCGGCGGCGGCAGGACUCUGGGGACAGGUGGUUCUCCCUGGAGUUCUUCCCUCCACGCACAGCCAACGCUGCUGUCAAUCUCAUCUCCAGGGGACCCAGGAUCUGACAAGGAAACCUCCUCCAUGAUUAUUGCCAACACUGCAGUCAACUACUGUGGCCUGGAGACCAUCCUUCACAUGACGUGCUGCAAUCAGACCAAGGAUGACAUCACAGGGCACCUGCAGAAGGCCAAACGGCUGGGGCUGAAGAACAUCAUGGCAUUGCGUGGAGAUCCUGUUGGUGAGGAAUGGGAGGAAGAAGUACAUGGAUUCAAUCAUGCUGUUGACCUGGUUAAGCACAUUCGCAGUGAAUUUGAUGAUUACUUUGACAUCUGUGUGGCAGGCUACCCCAAGGGUCAUCCUGAAGCAGAGAGCUAUGAGGCAGACCUGAAGCACCUGAAGGAGAAAGUUCUUGCUGGAGCAGACUUCAUCAUUACACAGCUUUUCUUCCGACCAGAAACCUUUCUCAAGUUCAUGAAGGACUGUCAAGCCAUUGGCAUUACCUGCCCCAUUAUUCCUGGCAUCUUCCCCAUACAGGGUUACCACUCUCUGCGCCAGCUGGUGAAGCUCUCCAAACUGGAAGUGCCCCAGGAAAUCAAAGAUGUGAUUGAACCCAUCAAGGAUAACGAUGCAGCUAUCCGGAAUUAUGGGGUGGAGCUGGCAGUGUCCAUGUGCCGGGAGCUGCUGGACAGUGGCCUGGUGCAUGGGCUUCAUUUUUACACCCUCAAUCGGGAAGUGGCUACCACUGAAGUCCUCAAGCGCCUUGGCAUUUGGAAUGAGGACCCUAGGCGACCUCUGCCUUGGGCAGUCAGUGCUCACCCCAAGAGAAGAGUUGAAGAUGUUCGGCCAAUCUUUUGGGCCUCUAGGCCUAAAAGCUACAUCUAUCGAACUCAAGAGUGGGAUGAUUUCCCCAACGGUCGAUGGGGUAACUCCUCUUCUCCGGCCUUUGGGGAGCUGAAGGACUAUUAUCUCUUCUACCUGAAGAGCAAGUCUCCCCGUGAGGAGCUCCUGAAGAUGUGGGGAGAAGAACUGACUGGUGAGGAAAGCGUCUUUGAGGUUUUCACAUGUUACAUCACCGGAGAGCCCAACAAGAAUGGACACAGGGUUACGUGUAUGCCCUGGAACGAUGACCCUCUUGCUACUGAGACCAGCCUUCUGAAGGAGCAGCUGGAGAAGGUCAACAGACGAGGAAUCCUGACUAUUAACUCCCAGCCAAACAUCAAUGGCAAACCAUCCACAGACCCCAUUUUUGGCUGGGGACCUAGUGGAGGUUAUGUCUUCCAAAAGGCAUACCUAGAGUUCUUCACCUCCAGUGAGAUCGUCACAGCACUGCUCAAAGUGUUGAAGAAGUACGAGUUGCGGGUGAACUACCACAUUGUCAACGUCAAGGGCCAGAAUAUCACCAACGCUCCUGACCUGCAACCCAAUGCUGUUACCUGGGGCAUCUUUCCAGGCAGGGAGAUAAUCCAGCCCACCGUGGUAGACCCUGUAAGCUUCCUUUCCUGGAAGGAUGAGGCCUUUGCUCUGUGGAUUGAGCAGUGGGCCAAGCUCUACGAAGAGGAGUCGCCCUCUCGCAUGAUCAUCCAAUACAUCCACGACAAUUAUUAUUUGGUCAACCUGGUGGACAAUGACUUCCCACUUGAGAACUGCCUCUGGCAGGUUGUGGAUGAUACUUUUGAGCUGUUGAACUCUCCACCUCAGCAGUGAAAAACUCGUUUGCUCCCUUAGUUCUCCCUUCCAUCUGCUGACUGCAAGGAGAGAAAAAGCAGCUCCUUUCAGAAUGCUGGACCAGAGGCUCCUAAACCCAGUCAGCGUUGCUGCUCAGAGUCAGGCAACUCUGAUCAACCCCCAUUACAAGCUCUUCUAUCCCGACAGAAAUGUUCCUUAUCCCUUUCCACUGAACAGUAGCCAGAAGAACCACCUGUACUUCUGAGCUGAGGUUCUCUGUUGAGCUUGAACGCCAGCUCUGCAGGAUGGAGGGGUGCUCACCAUGGUUAUGUUGAUCACAGCUUGUAGGAGAAACCUUGCACACCAAUGUGGUACAGCUCAGUGGAAGUCUGGCAACUUUGUUCUGCAAGGCAUGCUGCUUUGGGGGCAGAAACACUCCUGUCAACAACAUCUAUGCAAGGAAGUUGAUGCAGCAGCUACCAACCAUAAAAAGAAGCUCAAACUGCUUUUACGUUGCACUCCAAAGAUGUAUUGCAUUACAACUAAUAUCAGACUCUUUUUGUGCUCACUCCAGAAGAAGGUUUAAUCUUUCCUAACUUUUCCUCUUAGCUGUACUUCCUGAUUUUUAGGUUUUUUCUUAAUGGGAAUAUGAAUUCCACUUCUGGAUGUGAUCAAAUAGGAAUCACUCUACUUAAAUGUACAAUAAACUACAUGUAUACAAGUG